CUACUGCUCAGAAGUAGCUCUCUCAGGGAACAUUCUUUUUGACAGAGGGACCACAACUUUGUGGUAAGAACAACAAUAAUCCUUAAACCGGCACAUGUAAAUAAGAAAUGACGUCAGACAUUUCUUUUUGUUAUACGUUUUAAGGUAUUAGGUUUGGCAAAAGAGAUAAGUAGAUUUGCAAAAGAGUUAACACAUCUUCAUAAUACCAACAGAACGCCCUAGUCGUUGUGCAGUAACAAGGCUGUGUUACACAAGGUUGUCGUAACAUCUCCUUAUGUCAGACACAGACACUUAUGUCAGACACAGUACGUCUACUACGGACCAUACUGCCCGGUGUGCCGUUGAUGAGGUUUCUCUCUUCAGGACUUUCUCGUGAGUUGUGUCCUUUCCUUCCAUCUGGGCUUUUCUCAGAUUCCUCCCAUGGAGCGGGCUACUGAUAGGGUUAUCACACCUCCUCUCUGACAGAACUUUGAUCUUUUGAGAAGGCACCCCCCCGGCCACGGAAUCAGAGUUUAACUCCCCCUCUUGUUUUUGCCCUACUCAACCAAUCAGAUUUGGAGGCUUCUGAGCUGUAAACAGUCAGCGAGUCAAUCUACAUUCUGAGGAACCAUGAGCAGAGUCUGGGCCUUGUUCAAGGCUCAUCCGUACACCAGCAACGUGGUGGGAUACACGACCCUGUUCACCUCCGCUGACCUCAUACAGCAGAGCAUGCUGGGAGGUAAAUCGAAGCAAGGACACAAAAUGGCCUCCGAUGGAACCGAAGGAAACCUGUCUGUUGACAGACCAGAGGGGACGCUGGAUGCAACAUCAAAACCCCCCGAGGAUUCAGCACAGCUCAGAGAAGCAGAACUUAGUUCAUCGUCAAGUACCAAAACUGUCCCAGCGUUGGCUGGAAUCGACUGGUCCCAGACUGCUAGAGUGGCUGUCGUUGGCUUCUGUUUCCAUGCCAACUUCAACUACCAUUGGCUGAGGGGGCUGGAGAGGAUGUUCCCAGGGGGAGGGGCUAAGAAGGUGUCUGGUAAAGUGAUACUGGAUCAAUUUAUUGCAGCUCCUGCGACCAUAAGUGCUUUUUUCAUAGGUCUUAGUGUUCUGGAACAGAAAGACGAUCCAUUUGAAGACUGGAGGCAGAAGUUUAGGACUUCAUACAUGACUGGGGUUGUCUACUGGUCCGCGAUGCAGGCGAUUAACUUCUCUCUGGUGCCCCCUGUGGCCAGAACAGUGUUUGUGGGUGGCAUUACCCUGGUGUGGACCGUGUUCCUCUGCCACUUCAGACAACAGUGAGACAACGGGCGGGUUCUCAUCACAGUCGUAUAUUCCAUCAUUUCCCAUAUAAAUAAACAUGAUUUAUGUGUGUUUUGCUGUCUGAAUAUUUUUUUAUUAUUAUUUACACUUAGUCACUGUGGUUCAUGUUGGCUUCACCACCAUCCUUGUUAGUGGUCGUACAUUUACGUUUAGUCAUUUAGCAGACGCUCUUAUCCAUAGCAACUUACAGUAAGUACAGGGACAUUCCUCCCAGGCAUGUAGGGUGAAGUGCCUUGACCAAGGACACAAUGCCACGGCCGGAAUCGAUCCGGCAACCUUCUGAUUAGUAGCCAGAUUCCCUAAGCGCUAAGCCACCUGACUCCAUAUUAUUGAUGAACGUUUGGUAAAGAAUCAUCAUAUAUAUUUUUGUUUUCAGAAAUAUAACUCCAAAUUGUACAUCGUUAAAUUCUAGUAAGAUACAAGUCAUUUUCAAAUUUCCACUUCUGAAACUACUCCCAAAAGAUCUGGUAUAAUAAAUAAAAACAAAUCCAACGUCUCAGCAUCACAGAACAAACUGUUGUUUUUCUAAUUUGCCUCAGAAACUCACUACUCGGGUAAAUAUAAUUCAUCAUUUUAUAAUUAGUUUCUUGAGCCUAAUGAAAUAUGAUGAGUGAGGUAUC
Hypomesus transpacificus is the source of this 1922-nucleotide messenger RNA. RefSeq lists its product as uncharacterized. Bases 610 to 1281 code for a protein of 223 amino acids. Lineage: Eukaryota; Metazoa; Chordata; Actinopteri; Osmeriformes; Osmeridae. Gene Ontology annotation, cellular component: cytoplasm; membrane. The transcript has 5 exons. The record is from RefSeq and is a predicted model, not a curated record.